Trichoplax adhaerens is the source of this 1122-nucleotide messenger RNA. RefSeq lists its product as uncharacterized. Bases 1 to 1122 code for a protein of 373 amino acids. The transcript has 2 exons. The record is from RefSeq and is a predicted model, not a curated record. Gene Ontology annotation, molecular function: iron ion binding; heme binding; oxidoreductase activity, acting on paired donors, with incorporation or reduction of molecular oxygen. NCBI's taxonomy places the organism in Eukaryota, Metazoa, Placozoa, Uniplacotomia, Trichoplacea, Trichoplacidae.
AUGGCUGAAGGCAUUGGAUCGGUAUUAAUGUCGUGGGUACAAUCGCAAUCAUCGACAACAUUGUUGUUUAUGGUGGUGAUUUGCGGUUUUAUAACACUACUUGUUAAAGAUUACGUUAUUCCUUACAGAACUAUUCUUGCAACCGGAUUGAAGGGUCCUAUACCCAAACCUUUUAUUGGUAAUGUCUUUGAUUACGGUGGUGUUUGUCAACAUAGAGGUCAACUUAAACGUCAAGAAAAAUAUGGGAAAAUUUAUACUUUACUACAUUAUCACAUACCAACUGUGUAUAUAGGUGACCCGGAGAUAAUAAAAACGAUUAUGGUCAAAGAGUUUUCUAAUUUUACUAAUCGAUUCCCUGUUAAUAAAGCACAUCAUCCAUUCGAUAAAACGGUAGUAAGAGCUGAUGAUGACGACUGGAAACGUCUACGAACUUUAUUGAUACCGUCAUUUAGCGCGUCAAAGCUUAAAACUAACGUUCCAUUUAUUAAUAAUUUUACCAAUGAUGUAAUUGAUAAAUUCCUACAGGCUGAGCACCAAGUUAAAUCUGUCGAUGUCUGGAAAACAUUUGGAAAUCUUAGUAUGAGCACCAUCAUUGCUACAGUAUUUGGGAUUGAGUUUAAGUCCAAAAAACAUAAGGAAAAAGUAAUUACAGCCGCAAGUGCCUUACUGAGAAAUCAAACUAAUUUGUUGCAACUUGUACUUAUUUACGCGUAUCUAGCCUUAGCAUUGUGGGAACCAAUAACUGGAGGGAAAAUUAUUAGAUCUGUAUAUUACUUGCGUGAUACGAUUGUAGGUGUUAUUCAGGAACGGCGUAAAAAUCUGAAACAAGUUCAUCACAACCCUGAAUUAUGGCCCGACGCUGAUAAAUUUAUUCCUGAACGCUUUAGUUCAGAAAAGAAAGCAAGGCGUCACCCAUACAGCUAUAUCCCAUUUGGUGGAGGUCCACGAAUUUGCAUUGGCAUGAAAUUGGCUCUGUUGGAAGUAAAGCUAGCGUUAGUGAAAAUUUUGCAUCGUGUUGAAUUUGUGACCUGUAAGGAGACUAAAAUACCUUUAAAGUUAAGAACUGGUUCAACAGCGUCGCCGGAGAGCGGUGUGUAUUUAAAAACUAGGAGAAGGCAUUAA